Messenger RNA from Emys orbicularis (European pond turtle), 2178 nucleotides. It is a transcript of the gene DLG4, whose product is annotated as discs large MAGUK scaffold protein 4. NCBI's taxonomy places the organism in Eukaryota, Metazoa, Chordata, Testudines, Emydidae. Gene Ontology annotation, molecular function: kinase binding. Gene Ontology annotation, cellular component: neuron projection; basolateral plasma membrane; neuromuscular junction. Gene Ontology annotation, biological process: establishment or maintenance of epithelial cell apical/basal polarity; embryo development; chemical synaptic transmission. The record is from RefSeq and is a predicted model, not a curated record.
AUGUUCGUGUCGGUCUGGUACGCCAAGAAGAUGGGCCGCCGCCUCCUGGACAACGUCCGCCGGGCCCAGAGACAGCGGGGCCGGGCCACGGCGAAUUCUCCGCCUGUCAUCGUCAACACGGACACGCUGGAGGCGCCGGCGUAUGUGAACGGGACGGAGGGGGAGAUGGAGUACGAAGAAAUCACGUUUAGAACGGGUUUUCGGGGGUGUCUCCUGCAGGGUAACUCCGGGCUGGGGUUCAGCAUUGCCGGGGGGACGGACAACCCCCACAUUGGGGACGACCCCAGCAUCUUCAUCACGAAAAUCAUCCCUGGGGGAGCGGCGGCUCAGGACGGCCGCCCCAGGGUGAACGACAGCAUCCUGUUUGUGAACGACGUGGACGUGCGAGAGGUGACGCACAGCACGGCGGUGGAGGCGCUGAAGGAAGCCGGCUCCAUCGUGCGUCUCUACGUCAUGCGGCGUAAGGCCCUGGCCGAGAAGGUCAUGGAGGUGAAGCUCAUCAAGGGGCCCAAAGGUCUGGGGUUCAGCAUCGCGGGGGGUGUUGGGAACCAGCACAUCCCCGGGGACAACAGCAUCUACGUCACCAAGAUCAUCGAGGGGGGGGCCGCCCACAAGGACGGGCGCCUCCAGAUCGGGGGACAAGCUCUCCAGGUGAACAACGUCAGCCUGGAGGAUGUGAUGCACGAGGACGCCGUGGCCGCGCUGAAGAACACGUACGACGUCGUCUACCUGAAGGUGGCCAAACCCACCAACAUGUACCUCAACGACUCCUACCGUAUUCCCAGCACCUGGACAACGAAAUCAGUCACCAGAGUUACCUGGGGGACCGACUACCCCCAAGCCAUGACCCCCACCUCCCCCCGGCGCUACUCCCCCAUCCCCAAGGAGAUGAUGGGGGAAGAGGACAUACCCAGGGAACCCCGCCGGAUCAUCAUCCACCGCGGCUCGACGGGCCUGGGAUUCAACAUUGUCGGGGGUGAGGACGGCGAAGGAAUCUUCAUCUCCUUCGGGGGGCCGGCUGACCUGAGUGGGGAGCUGCGGAAAGGGGACCAGAUCCUCUCGGUGAACGGGGUGGAUCUCCGGAACGCAACCCACGAGCAGGCUGCCAUCGCUCUGAAAAAUGCUGGGCAGACGGUGACGAUCAUCGCACAGUAUAAACCUGAUGAGUACAGCCGCUUCGAGGCCAAAAUCCAUGACCUGCGGGAGCAGCUGAUGAACAGCAGCCUGGGCUCUGGGACGGCGUCGCUCCGCAGCAACCCCAAGAGGGGCUUUUAUAUCCGGGCGCUGUUCGACUACGACAAGACGAAGGACUGCGGGUUCCUGAGCCAGGCGCUAAGUUUCCGCUUCGGGGACGUGCUGCACGUGGUGGACGCCUCGGACGACGAGUGGUGGCAGGCGCGGCGGGUCCACCCCGAUGGGGAGGGGGACGAGAUCGGCUUCGUGCCCAGCAAGAGACGGGUGGAGCGCCGGGAGUGGACGCGGUUAAAGGCCAAGGAUCGGGUGCCAGGAUCGGGCUCUCAAGGUCGGGAGGAUUCGGUGUUGAGCUACGAGACAGUGAUGCAGAUGGAAGUGCACUAUGCUCGCCCCAUUAUCAUCCUGGGGCCCACCAAGGACCGAGCGAACGACGAUCUGCUCUCCGAGUUCCCUGACAAGUUCGGCUCCUGCGUCCCCCACACCACGCGGCCGAAGCGGGAGUACGAGGUGGACGGGCGGGACUAUCACUUCGUGGCGUCGCGGGAGAAGAUGGAGAAGGACAUCCAGGGCCACAAGUUCAUCGAGGCCGGGCAGUACAACAGCCACCUGUACGGGACCAGCGUCCAGUCCGUGCGCGAGGUGGCCGAGCAGGUACGGCGGGGGGGGGCGGAGAGGGGCAAACACUGCAUCCUGGACGUCUCGGCCAAUGCCGUGCGGCGGCUCCAGGCCGCCCAGCUCCACCCAAUCGCCAUCUUCAUCCGGCCCCGGUCCCUGGAGAACGUCCUGGAGAUCAGCAAGCGGAUAACAGAGGAGCAGGCGCGAAAAGCCUUCGACCGAGCCAUCAAACUGGAACAAGAAUUCACAGAGUGCUUCUCGGCCAUCGUCGAAGGCGAGAGUUUCGAGGAGAUCUACCACAAAAUCAAACGGAUUAUCGAGGAACUUUCGGGGCCGUACAUCUGGAUCCCGGCCCGGGAGAGACUUUAG